AUGACCAUCGCAGAGUUGGAGCAAGAAGUUGGUAUCUCUCACGGAUCCAUUCAUGCCAUUUGGUACGAUGAUUUGAUGAUGAGACACGUCAGUGCGAAGUUUGUUCCAAGGCAGCUGACUAUGGAUCAGAUGGAAUGUUGUAUGAUGGUCGCUGGUGAUCUGUUUAACAAAAGUACACAGGACCCGACGUUUCUCAAAAAGAUCAUCACUGGUGAUGAGUCAUUGAUGUUUGCCUACGACCUGGAAACAAGGAUGCAGUCAUCGGAGUGGCACACUGCAUCAUCUCCUCAGCCAAAAAAAUCACGCCUUGUCAGAUCCAAAGACAAAGUGAUUCUCACUGCAUUCUUUGACAUCUAUGGUUUGGUGCACCAUGAGUUCUUACCGCCUGGACAGACUUUCACUGGCAAUUUCUACGUGCAAGUUUUGCAGAGGUUGCGUGAUGCGGUUUGA
Messenger RNA from Cryptotermes secundus, 450 nucleotides. Its product is annotated as histone-lysine N-methyltransferase SETMAR-like. The record is from RefSeq and is a predicted model, not a curated record. Bases 1 to 450 code for a protein of 149 amino acids. The transcript has a single exon. Gene Ontology annotation, molecular function: nucleic acid binding. NCBI's taxonomy places the organism in Eukaryota, Metazoa, Arthropoda, Insecta, Blattodea, Kalotermitidae.